Molecule: messenger RNA, 446 nt
Organism: Sander lucioperca (pikeperch)
Lineage: Eukaryota; Metazoa; Chordata; Actinopteri; Perciformes; Percidae
Product: acetyl-coenzyme A synthetase 2-like, mitochondrial
Exons: 3
Coding region: 1-378 (125 amino acids)
Biological process (GO): acetyl-CoA biosynthetic process
Cellular component (GO): mitochondrion
Molecular function (GO): acetyl-CoA synthetase activity
Source: RefSeq, a predicted model, not a curated record
AUGAACAUCACAGCUGUUCCAGAAUCAGCUGUGAUCGGAAUCCCACAUGACAUCAAAGGGGAAGUACCGUUUGCCUUCGUGGUUCUGAAGGAGGAGUUUUCUGAUGACCCCCCCGUCGUCCUGCAGCAGCUCAGAGAACUCAUCGCCACCAAAGUCGCCAAAUACGCCGUCCCCGACCACUUCCUGGUGGUGAAACGUCUGCCGAAGACUCGCUCCGGGAAGAUCAUGAGGCGGAUCCUCAGGAAGGUUGCCACGGAAACCACCGGCGACCUCGGCGACGUGUCGACUCUGGAUGACCCGUCCGUCGUCACCGAGAUCAUGGACGCCUACGAGCUGUACAGGAAGCAGCGAGGAGCAGAGGAGAAGAAGAAGAAGUAGGAGGGACUUCCUGUCUUUCCAAAAUAAAGACCUACAAACAUUAAAAUAAUAAACAGAAGAGAAGAGAU